Messenger RNA from Cherax quadricarinatus, 3414 nucleotides. NCBI's taxonomy places the organism in Eukaryota, Metazoa, Arthropoda, Malacostraca, Decapoda, Parastacidae. The record is from RefSeq and is a predicted model, not a curated record.
AGUCUUUGCUCCGCCGCUGAGCCUUAGUGUGUGAGUUUAGUGGCAACGGAGGCUUGCGUUGCCUGACCCUGAAAUACCCACAUUAAAACUUGGAUUAUACUCGCCUUGAGAGAUGCUAGAGCGAUGCUGUUGUCUUCCUGUUCUGAUAUCUGUUGCCGGAUGGGCUUCCACGAACAAACUGUGACGAGAUGUGGGGUUAGUGAGGAGGUGGCAGCGCUGGUGCUAACACAAGGUCUUCACUACUCGUCUUUACUAAUUACCAAAGUCUCUGCUUAAUUAUGGAGCAGAGAGACAGUAGUAUUCGAUAUAAGUAAUAGACAUUUACUACCGGUAAGGUGUCAGAAAAUUUAAACUUUCAAAUUAUACCAAGAAUAUCCAGGAAUAACUGAAUCUGAAGUGAACUGAAACCAAAUAAUUACUUGUUAAUAAAAAAAUAUUUUGUUCUUACUGAGAAUAUAACUAUCUUAAGAGGAACAUCCGAUUAAGUACCUCAUAACUUGGGGAGAGACACCCAUACAACAGCACCACCAGGGAGACACACCCAUACAACAGCACCACCAGGGACGCCACCAUGACUCGUACUACCUUCAACAUCACCACCGUGUACUCGUCAGCACAGUGUGUACUUUCUGUAGUGGGGUCUGUUGGUGUAAUCCUGCUGUUCGCUGGCAUCCCACAGCUUAUCUACUCUCCUGUGGUGAGCGUGGCCAACCUCAUGACCUUCCUGCUGGGUGCCAUACUCAUUACCACCAUGGUAGCUGGAAACUCCUUCCUCAACUACAAGUACCGCAGAUUUGAGCGAGAGGCUCGUGAACGACGGAGAGCCCUCAGAGACUCUGCAGCAGUGGAGGGAGGGAGUACGGGCGACCCCGAGGAUAAGCCUCCUAGUUAUGACGCUAUCCUCACCUCUGAUGGUCUUCCACCUGACUACUAUUCCAUUCUCUCCGAGAAACCCCCUAAGUACGAGGAGAUUGCAAAUCGUAUCAUAACCACCACAACAGUUGCUGAUGCAAGUUCCAAUAGUUCAGAUACAGACUCCAAUAAUUCCAUUGCUAUUAUAUCUGGGGCCUCGCCUUCAACGGAAGUGACAUCAUUUAGCAGUGUAGGUGUAGAAAGCCUACCACAGGUGUUUCAUUCAAAAACAGUUACCAAUGAUGAUGAGUUAAACUCGUUCGCUCAAGUUACUAGCAACAACAUAGAUGAAAGAGAGGCUACAAGGCAAGGUGAAAUUAACCAAGAAACAUCAAGUGAAACACGUCAGGAAGCAUUAGGUGAAAUAUCUCAAGAAACGCUUGGUGACGUGCAUCCAGAAGUAUUAAGUGAAACACAAGAAGCAUUAGGAAUACGUCAAGAAACAGGAGAAUCACAUCAAGAAAUCCUAGGAGAAACUGAUCAAGAACGGCAAGAUGAAAGAAUUAAAGAAACAAGCCAAAAAAGAGACGGCAGAAGAUCGGGAACCGAUAAUAAUUCUAUCAGUAGACAAAGUUCACAAGGCAGUUUGCAAACUAUCAGUGAAUCAUAGUCACGAUAACCAAUUAUUAAUGAAUAUCCCUCUAAAAUUUGUGCCAAGUUACUGGAAUUUUUCUCGUGAUGAGAAACCUACUUUUAUAUUUAAUUGUUCCUUGGUAUUUCAUGUGUGCUUAAUACACAUUUUAAACCAUAAACUGAUUACUCUAUGGUCAUUUAAUUUUUUAAAUUACCAGAAAACUAGUCUCGCGAUUAAUUUGUUAACACAGGAGUGAUUUAUCCUUAAUGCAUUAUAAACAUUGAAAUUAAUGUUUUUACAACUUAGUCAUUUUGCUUCAGCUAAGCGCUUAUAUUUCAGUUCAAUGUACGUGUGAUUUAUGAAUAAAUUAAUAUUUAAUUUCUUAAUUUGAUUGUAAAGCUACAUUUUUUUUACUGUUGAAACAUUUGCUUCAGCAGUCUAUUUAAGAUUUUUACACUUUCUGAAAUAUAGUGUAUGUUCAAUGUUACUUUGAAAGUAUGGAGGAUUUUGUUACAUUUUAAGUAAUGCAGUACUGAGUGGCCCAGAAACCAUACUAUAUUAAUUUGCAUCUCAUUAGGCUUGACAAACUUUAUUUCAUUGAUGAGUUGCUUUUGAACGAAGUUUGUUUUUGGUGUGUUGAUAACUAAUAAUGGUUCAUGCUGGCUUGCAAAAGUAAAUUAAAUUCAAGAUGCUAAAUUGAAAUUUUAGUAAUUAAUCUUUAUCUGCAUUGACACUUUGGCUGAUACAAGCUUCCUUUGCACUUUUAUUAUAGAAUAGGUUACCAAAGGCAAAAUUGCCCAUUUAUUAAUGUUUGUUUAUAUACAAAAUGUUCAUGUUACUGAGACAAAAUAUUUUACAAAACAGAAUUCAAUUUUUUAAACACUUAGUGCAAUGAAAAAUGUAAACUUUCAUAGACAAACCGCAUACCACACCUAAAACAUUGGUAGAAGGCUGAGGCUUGGUGCUUAUAUUAUUACUAAUGUUUUCGAGAAAUGCUGAAUUCGUAGAGGAUCAUGCAGAGGAUCAUGUAGAGGAUCUUGUCAGCAUCAAGAACCCUUCCUGAAGGGUUUGGAUAAAGAAAGUUAGUUGUGGCACGAUGCUUAGAAUAUUAAGAGAAGGUUGAAGUUUAUAAUUAUGAAGUUUUUUCAGUGGCAAAAGUUUGCUUUAGUGUAACAAAGGGCAAAGGUUUGCUUUAAUUUAACCUCUGAGACAGUUUUGAAUCUGAAAGUAUAAUAUUCAGGAAAAGCUACAUAAGGGUUAGUGAACAAUACGGCUAAAUUAUGAAAAGUGCAAUGUAAAGUAAAUAUGAAUGUGGUCUGAAAAUCAUUAGAGAAAUUAGUAUGAGACAAGACCCCACUGCUGAAUAUCACAGUUAGUGAAGAAACAGAAAAUGAGCCAUCUACAGCAAGAAAAAUAAGCAGAAAGGAAGCUCAAAAUUAAUUUUCAUUGGAAAGGUGGAUGAAACCACAGAUAGUUAUACUCUACCCCUAUCAAAAGCAUUGAAUAUAUCUAGGGCUCUGUCAAAUAAUUUACCAAAAUAUCUAAGCAAAUUUAAAAAGCAGUUGUGUGGCUAAAGAUGAAAUACUUAAGAAAUGUCGUUAAGAACAGAUUCGAAUAUCGUUCGUCUGAAAUAUUUACUAGGAUUGGAAUGCUUUUCAUUCGUCAAGACAGGUUGAACCAAAGCAUGUUUCCAAAAAAUAAAGGUUUAGAGGACAAGAUAGUCAAGUCAGUAUAAGUGUAAGCUCUGAGGCACAUUUCCUUAACACAUGAGAAGACACACACCCUCUGGGUCAUACACUUUCUUGCAAUGAUACAUAUCGAUAUGGACUGUACCUACAGUUUUCUGCAGGUUGUGAUACUCGCACUAGGUUAAGGUUUGUGCUCUUUAUGUGAUAAUCAUUUUAUAAUAAAAAUUAAUAUUUUUAUAG